AUGGCCAUGACCCUACCGAAAGGAAUACCGACCCUCAAGGCGCACGGCACAGGCAAUUACACCAGGACGGACAACGUGUUCUGCUCCACCCCCCUUGCUAAGUCCUUCAUUACCUGCAAUACCACCCCUGAUAUGCGACCACCAUGCACAGACCACAUGCCUAUAAUAUCAACACUAGACCUUGGACUCGGGAGGACGACCCAAGCGCAGAGGAGAGUUUGGAGAGCGACAAACUGGGGCGAAUUCAGACGGACACUGACAACCGAGCUUGCGAACCGACCCCCGAACCCUCUACGAACGCCAGAAGAAGUCAAAGAGGAGAUCAAGGCAAUCGACGAAGCAAUCGAUACAGCCGUACACAAGCACGUACCGCUAUCAAAGCCAUGCCCGCACUCAAAGCGCUGGUGGAACCCGGGCCUAUCUAAGGAAAGACGACUGACGCAGAAGAUGCAACGCGCAUCAUACGCACAUCGACACAUACCCGAACACCCCGCACACGAGAUGGCGAGAACCAUGCGGAAUCGGUUAACCGAAAAGAUCCGGAAGACGAAGGAACAGCACUGGAGGAGCUGGCUGCAAGGACUGACAGAGACGGACGUCUGGACAGCGCAGAAGUUAGUGGCAGGCCCAGCGUCGGACGGAGGAAAAACAAGAAUGCCCGCUCUAAGAACGGACACCGGAACACGGACGGCUCACGCAGUCACCACAGACGAAGAAAAAGCCAAAAUACUCCACGCUGAGUUCUUCCCGCCCAAACCGCCUCAUUCCCUUGUCCCGGAUCAACAGACUUACCCUGAACCUGUUUACAGAUGGAAACCCCUCUCAGACACAAUAAUCUAUGCCGCAAUUGCGAAGCUGAAACCCUACAAGGCCCGACAGCCCGGCACCGCGCCCAACUGCGUAUACAUAUAUAACGCAGCACAACUUGUCCCGAGGCUAGGGAGAGUAUUCAGGGCAGGCGACAGACUCGGCUACUACCCACGCGAAUGGAACCGAAUCCACACAGUCGUACUCAGAAAACCCGGAAAAGCAAGCUACGAGACGCCAGCCAGCUACCGCCCCAUAGUUCUAGCCAAGGGCCAUAUGUCAAUCGAAAACGCAGCGCGCAAUCUACAAGUCACCACCGAGGUCGAGUUGGCAGGCAUCCUACCUCAAUCCCAGUUCGGGGCGAGACCAGGGCGAGCAACGACCGAUGCGCUCCACGUAGUCACAAAAAUUGCAAAGGACGCAUGGAGGAGAGAACAGGUAGCCAGCGUCCUCUGUACAGACGUCAAAGGCGCGUUCCCGAGUGUAGACCUGGACGUACUUACUCACGAACUACGCAUGGCGGGAAUACCAAGGCAACAUACUGAUUGGAUACAACGCCGAUACGCCGGCAGGAAAGCAAUCAUCACCUUUGACGGAUACACAUCCGAGCCGAUAGACGUCGAAAACGGACUCGACCAAGGUGACCCACAUUCAGGCCUACUGUGGCUAAUAUACAACUCAGGACUCGCCAAGAUCCCAGACAGGAAACAAGGAGAACACGACGUCACCUUCGUAGACGACGAAACACUCAUUGCAACGGGGAAAGACUUUAAGGAAACGCACCAGAAGAUCAGAGACAUGUUAGAACGACCGGGCGGCCUGGCGGAGUGGGCACGAAGCCAUAACACCACCUUUGGACCGGCAAAAUACCAGCUGGUAGAUCUUUCCAGACGUCGGGUAAAGAAACCAUUCCAGCCAAACAAGACAAUGCCGGAACCGAGACCCGACAUGAAACUGGGAUCGCACAAGAUCAUCUCCGCACCGGCGGUCAAGCUACUAGGGGUCUGGAUCGAUCGAGAGCUACGUUGGAAGGAACAAGCAGCAGCCGCCAUCGCCAAGGGACAUACAUGGCUGAAUCAAGUCUCAAGACUCGCAAGACCUUCACACGGGGUAGGACCGCCCGAGAUGCGCCGCCUAUACCUAGCAACAUGCGUGCCAAGAAUGCUCUACGCGGCGGAUGUCUUCCUCACCACGACACGACACAACUCCGAAGAAGGGACCAUACCCACAGCGGGGGCCCUCCCGAAACUCAGAUCGAUACAAAGGCGCGCUGCUAUCCUCAUUACGGGCGGAAUGAACACCACACCCACAGAUGCGCUAGAUAUACAUGCCAGGCUAUUGCCAAUCCACCUACAGGUGAAGAAGACGCGACACCGAGCCGCUGUACGACUGGCCACCCUCAGCAAAGUACACCCCCUACAUGGCGCAGUCCACAAUGCAGCGGCCCGCUACGUCAAGAGACACCGCACCCCCCUACACGAGCUCAUGCACGAGUUUGAUCUACACCCGCGCCAAAUGGAAGACAUCAGACCAAUCCGACAACCGGCAGAUUGGAGACCGCAAAUAAAGAUCGCUUCCCGAACCACAAAGGAGACGGCCAUAGCGCAGGAGCGCUCGGACCCGGCUAAGUGGAAGGUCUACACCGACGGCUCGGGGAUUGAUGGCCAAAUAGGUGCGGCAGCGGUACUAUAUCACAACGGGACUAUCAAAGCCAUUGCACGAAAGUAUAUGGGCACGGACGACCAACACACUGUAUACGAAGCCGAAGGAAUAGGGCUGAAUUUAGCCAUAGGGCUUAUUGCAGAACAGAGAGAUCUACAAGGGAGCGUAUCGAUCUACGCUGACAACACCUCUGCCAUCGACGCAACAAGGAGCCGCAUGCCAAAUCCCUCCCAUUACAUAUGGGACGCACUCGACAGUGCCACCACGCGGCUGCGACAGAUAAAACCAACCGUCGAAAUAACAAUUCGAUGGUCGCCAGGACACAUGGAUAUCUUGGGAAACGAAAAGGCCGAUGAAGAAGCGAAGGCAGCGGCAAUGUCACGGACAACGAACCCACGCCGAACAGACCCGCUGCUACACAAAUCCCUACACGGAACAUUACCCUUCAGCAAAUCGGCAAACGUACAAGCAUACAACGCAGCACUGAAAGCGAGAGCGAACGCAGACUGGAAGAAAUCCAUGAGAUACAAUCGUUUGGGAAAGUUACUCCCAAACGCACCCACUAACAAGUUCCAGAAACUCACCAAAGAUAUCCCAAGACGACAAGCAUCGAUCCUCACCCAACUCCGCACGGGACACGCCCCACUCGCCAGCCACCUACAUCGCAUAGGAAAGAACGAAUCUCCGAGAUGUCAGGCCUGCCAACUGGAGAACGAGACGGUCGCCCACUAUCUACUCGCCUGUCCGGCACACGAAGCAGCACGUCGACUGAUGAACGAAGACGGCGGCCCGAACACGCGGGAUAUCACAAAGCUCCUCUCAUCCCCCAAAAUCACACCACACCUAAUGCGAUACAUCUCGAGGACGAAACGUUUCACGCGCACAAUGGGAGAAGUCGACCAAAUCGAAGGGAUCGAUACAACAACGAGACGCGGGGACAAUCACGGAACGCGACAGCGACCACACACGAGCAGGUGCUAG
Molecule: messenger RNA, 3450 nt
Organism: Mycena citricolor
Lineage: Eukaryota; Fungi; Basidiomycota; Agaricomycetes; Agaricales; Mycenaceae
Source: the annotation of a GenBank genome assembly